GGAGAGACGCUUAGACGGAAACGAGUAGUCACAACUUCCAACAUUGAUCAUUAGCCAACAGUUUUUGCCAAAUAUUUUGGCAUUCUGUCCUUGUCGUAUGGGAGGAUCCUUCUGAAUCACAAUGAGCACGAAGCGUGUCAACACCACAGCGACUGCUCGCUUAAAGCAGGACUAUAUGAGGAUAAUGAAGGAUCCUGUUCCCUACGUCAGAGCCCUCCCUCUCCCUUCUAAUAUACUGGAGUGGUAUGUACCCCCUUCCCUCUAAUAUACUGGAGUGGCAUUACAUUGUAACAGGGCCUGCUAAAUCUCCUUAUGAAGGUGGAAUUUACCACGGAAAGCUCGUAUUCCCACGAGAAUUUCCAUUCAAGCCACCAAGUAUAUACAUGAUCACCCCAAAUGGAAGGUUUAAAUGCAACACAAGACUGUGUCUCUCUAUCAGUGAUUUCCAUCCUGACACCUGGAACCCGGCUUGGUCAGUGUCCACUAUCUUGACUGGGUUGCUCAGUUUCAUGUUGGAGAAGGACCCCACACUGGGCAGUAUAGAGACUUCAGACUACACGAAGAGACAGCUGGCUGCCCAGAGUGGAACUUUUAACCUGUCAGACAAGGUCUUCUGUGAUCUCUUUCCUGAUGUGGCUGAGGAAAUUAAAGAGGAGCAGCAUAGACGCGCUGAAGAACUACGGCAGUCAACAAACCAUGGAGCAAUAGGUCAGAGAUCACAUUUAAAUGGCGGCCAGAACCCUGCAGACAAUGACAACCAGGGGGUGUUUGGAAGUGCACUGGCCAAUAUCUUUGUCAUUGUAGGACUUGCAGCAUUUGCAUACACGGUGAAAUACGUGCUUAAAAGUAUAGUGGAAUGAGCAUAGUCAAAGUAGAUUGACCUAAAGAGUGACCGUUAAGGGUUGUGCUGGUAUGUCUUUCACAAUGUCUUCUUAAACUGUGUACAGAUAUAGAAUAUGACUGGACUUCAUUUAUACACUUCAGUUCGUUUCCCUAGAAACCUGACAAUGCUUCUUUGAAUGCAAUUAUUAAAUAUGCACAUGGAGAUUUUUCCUGGAAGGUUGUUAGUGUAGCAUGAACUUCAAUAAAAAGGACGAAUCUCUGUAUUUAAGUGUGUCCAGUCUGUUAAAAAAGGUAUUUCUGUUAAAUAUGGUAAAAUAUAUAAUGAUACAUGUAUAAAUGUUUUAUAAACAGCAUUACAUUUAGAAAUUCUGACAUGUCAUAGCUGUGAAAUUUUAGGGGUUUUUUUUAUUCUGAGUUUUCAUACAACAUUCCUUUAUAGGUCUAUCUUGCUAAAAUAUUUUUUUUGCAAAUUACCCUAUAGAUUUUAGGUCAGUUUUCACACAUUCAAAAAGCAGUGUCAAUGUUAUGUAGAAUUACAUCAUGUACAUAUGUGAAUCAAAUUAAUGGACCUGGGUCACGUGCACUGCUGUUAUUUUAUGUAAUAUUGUAUUUUUAAAUGCUUGAACUUCUCUCUUUUAUGUUGUAUCCAAGAUGAAUUUAUAAAGUACUCUGUAAUUAAGUAUUUAUCUUGGAGUUAUGAUGUAUAUAUGGCAAGAUUUCCAGGAAAAUUGGUGAAAAUGUACAUUUGUUUUAAUAUUAAUUACAUCUGAAGUAGACUCAAGUUUUAGAUUUGUUAUAUUUUAGGGAAAAUGUUUUUGUUAUUGUUUAUUUUUGUCAACUUCCUUUAGAAUAACAUCAACACAAUGUAACUUAUAUUUAAAGAAUUUCAGAAAUAUUAAAUGUGUAAGUUAC
This is a messenger RNA of Ostrea edulis (European flat oyster), 1755 nucleotides long. Its product is annotated as ubiquitin-conjugating enzyme E2 J2-like. Bases 246 to 860 code for a protein of 204 amino acids. The record is from RefSeq and is a predicted model, not a curated record. The transcript is spliced from 8 exons. NCBI's taxonomy places the organism in Eukaryota, Metazoa, Mollusca, Bivalvia, Ostreida, Ostreidae.